Messenger RNA from Corvus hawaiiensis (hawaiian crow), 1012 nucleotides. It is a transcript of the gene CIST1, whose product is annotated as putative protein TPRXL. The coding region runs from base 16 to 951 and encodes 311 amino acids. Lineage: Eukaryota; Metazoa; Chordata; Aves; Passeriformes; Corvidae. The transcript has 5 exons. The record is from RefSeq and is a predicted model, not a curated record.
CCGGCACCGGGCGGGAUGGCCCGGGGCGCGCUCCGCCUGCUCUGCUGCGCCGCUGCCUUGCUCGCUGCUGCAGGUCCAGAGCCAGUGUCUCGGAACAGCUCAGGGACAGCCGUGUCACCAUCUCCACCCAGCUCAGCUGCAGCCACCAGCCAGGGGACUCACAGUGGGACUCCAGCCGGCUCUGACUCAGGAGGGGUCAAUGCAGCUCCAUCCAACCCACCCACGACACCAACUCCGUCUAAGACUUUGGGAUCAACAGCACCUCCAGCAUCUUCAUCCAGCACCACCACAGCACCAACUCCAUCCAAGACUUCGGGAUCAACAGCACCUCCAGCAUCUUCAUCCAACACCACCACAGCACCAGCUCCAUCUAAGACUUCGGGAUCAACAGCACCUCCAGCAUCUUCAUCCAACCCACCCACGGCACCAACUCCAUCCAAGACUUCGGGAUCAACAGCACCUCCAGCAUCUUCAUCCAACACCACCACGGCACCAUCUUCAGCCAGGACAGCAGGAUCAACAACACCUUUGGCACCCUCAUCCAAUGCCACCACAGCACCAACUCCAUCCCACACGAGCAUGUCCAGAUCCACAGAGCAUCCAUCCAACUCAACGGCAACACCAGCCCCAUCUUCACCCAGACCCUCUGGGCCUGCUUCCCCCACACCCACUGUGAGCCCGGCUCCCAACAGCACCAGCACUGUCACCACCAGCUCCAGAACGAGAGCAGCUGUUGGCAGCGCAGCUGGUAACUCUGAGCAGCACCCCACUGAGCUGAGCCCUGGUGUGGUCGUCGUCAUCUCCCUGUCCGUCUGCCUGCUGCUGGCAGGGGUGGCCGUGCUGCUGGUGCGGCUGUCCCAGCGCGGGACCCUCCCCUUCCAGCACCUGGAUGAGGUGCCCAUGAGCAAAGUGAUGGAGGGGGCCCCCGUCACUCCCCCCUCCCCCCGGUGACGCCCCGGCCGCAGCCCCCCGGGCUCCCCACGCUGCUGAAUAAAGACGCUGCUGCCCUGGC